This is a messenger RNA of Nicrophorus vespilloides, 2936 nucleotides long. RefSeq names its product melanotransferrin. The transcript has 8 exons. Lineage: Eukaryota; Metazoa; Arthropoda; Insecta; Coleoptera; Silphidae. The coding region runs from base 160 to 2736 and encodes 858 amino acids. Gene Ontology annotation, cellular component: plasma membrane; recycling endosome; early endosome. Gene Ontology annotation, biological process: iron ion transport. The record is from RefSeq and is a predicted model, not a curated record.
GAGUCACCAAUUAAGCACCAUUAAAACAUAAUCGUAGGUGGUUGUAGAUGCAUUGUUUUGUUGACCACCGAUAUUCUUAGUGUGUUUUAAAUUUCAUUUUUAAUCAAUUUUCAAACAGUCUGAAGAAGUUACUACCAUUGAUUUCGAUCCUUGAACGCGAUGGAUUUCGCGUUUAUUUUUUGUUUAUUAUUUGUUGGACUCAGCACAGCACAAUAUCUUCACGAGAAGAUAGACCAGGAUGCUUUUAGUGAUAGAAAGACUGUCGUGCGAUGGUGCACGGUGAAUCCGAGCGAGCAGAGGAAAUGCGAAGGUCUGUCAAGGGCCGUGGAAAUGGAUGGCAUUCGGAUUGGAUACACCACAUUCCAAAUGUCAUGCUACCAGGCAUUUACGAAAGCCGAAUGUCUGCAUUUGCUGGACGCUGGCAACGUAACGCUGACCUCUUUGGAUCCCGGCGAAGUGUUCAUUGGAGGAAGGUACAACAGUUUGUUACCCAUAUCUCAAGAGCUUACCGAAGGAGGUCUGAACGAGCACUAUUCGGUAGCCGUGAUAAAGAAGAACUCUCUUAAGCAUGUCCAGUCUAUGAGGGAUAUGCGAAAUUUGAAAGGAUGUUUCCCAGGUGUCGACACGAUGGCCGGAUGGACGUUACCCAUAUAUACUUUCAUGAAAGAAGGCGGAAUGGAGAUUUUGGAUUGCAACAAUCAUGUGAAAACUGCGACCGAAUUCUUCGGUCCCUCAUGCGCCGUGAACUCUCUUUCUGACAAGUACAACCCUAUUGGUGAUAAUUCUGAUAAACUGUGUUCCCUGUGCAUCGGUAAAGUGCCAGGUGGUAAAUGCACUGAUUCCGAUCCAUACGCCGGCUUUGAAGGUGCCUUUAAGUGUUUACUCGAAGUGGGAGAAGUGGCCUUCCUGAAACAUUACACUGUCAGAGAUAUGAUUAACACUGAUGAGUUCAGCGAUUUAAACAGAGAUGCUUUUGAGUUGCUCUGCAAGGAUGGGUCCAGAAGAUCGGUGGAUGAUUAUAGAUCUUGCCAUUGGGGUACAGUGCCCAAUAACGCUAUAGUGACGAGCUCCGCAGUUAAUUCUAAAAUCCGUAAGAAGUACCAGAAGUUCUUGGAGAAGUUGGCCAGUAUGUACGGCGUGACCGAUGGCAACCUACAAGAUGAUUUUGAGAGAUCUAGGAAUAAACGCCAGGUGUACAACGACUACAGGAAUAACUACAGCAACAAUAGGAACCAAAACGAUAAUAGGAACCAGAACGAUAACAGCAAUAGCAACAAUCCUUACGAACAAGGUCCUUUCUCAAGAGAUCCGCAUAUUAUUAACCGCGAUCAAUACGGCAUCAACAUUGAUCCAUACGAGGAUAGGACUACUUACAACAGGGAUCGCGAUGAUAACUAUAACGUGCCGAGUCACAAUCAAAACCAGUCUUAUUUCGAGAAGAGAUUUAAUUUGUUCGAAUCGUCUCCUAAAUUCGGGGAUAAAUCGAACCUUCUGUUCCAAGAUUCGACUCGCAACUUCAAAGCUUUAGAUGAAAAGCAGCAAUUUUACACUGAGUUCUUGGGUCGCUACAUGGAUAUUGUCAUGGGAAUUAGGGAUUGUCCUGUUAAUACUAUGACACUUUGCGUUACUUCCGAUGUGGAAAUGGAAAAAUGUACUAAGAUGAAGAUCGCCUUGAAGGCUCAACUUUUGAAGCCCGAGAUGAUUUGCUUCAAGGGAUUCUCUCAGAACGAGUGUAUGAAGUUAAUUCAAGAGGGCAAGGCCGAUGUCACUGUGCUUGAUGCUAGCGACGUAUACACCGGAGGUUUGAAUUACAAUUUGGUGCCGUUCAUAAGCGAAGUUUACAAUUUGGGAAAACCAGAGUAUUACGUUGUUGCCGUUGCUAAAGAGUCUGAUCCAGACACAGAAUUAACGUAUCUCAAAAAUAAAAAUACGUGCCAUGGUGGUAUAAAUACAGCUGCUGGUUGGGUGUAUCCUUUGGCGUACCUCUUGAGCAACGGAUGGAUUAGACCUUACGGCUGCGACAGCAUUCGCGCUGCAGCCGAAUACUUCACCAAGAGCUGCAUUCCAGGAGCUUUAAGCUCCGAUUACAAUACGGGUGUACCAUAUGAUAAUAUGUGCCAUUUGUGCCACGGAACUGCGUACCGGUAUUGCCGAAGGGAUGCUUCCGAAGACUACUAUGGACACACCGGCGCCUUCAGGUGCUUGGUGGAAGGCGGAGGACAUGUGGCAUUCGUGAAACAUACUACAGUGAAUGAAAAUACCGGUGGUAAACGUAAGGAAUGGUGGGCCAGGGAUGCCCUGAUGGAUGAUUUUGAGUUACUGUGCCCCGAUGGCACAAGGGCCGAGGUCACCGAUUACGAGAAGUGCAAUUUGGGUAAAGUAAAGGCGAACGCUAUCGUCACUAGAGGAAGCACCGCCUAUAACGAGACUCAGAUCAACUCUUACAUCAAUCUCUUUCUAUACGCACAAACUUAUUAUGGAAGGAAGAUUCCCGACGAAUUCAGUUUCAGUAUGUUCCAUUCGCCUCCACCGUACACAGAUCUGAUCUUCCAAGAUGCCACCACUCAGCUACAGAUCAUACCAAGGGAAAUGAGAUAUUAUUCCGAUUACCUAGGCAAGGACUUCAUGAGGGCUCGCAGAGUUGUUGAUUGCAGAGCCGGUGCUUCCAAUUUGCAACAAUCUAUAAUCGCCUUGUUAUUUUCAUCUUUAUUCGCGAUGUUGGUUCUACGGCAUUAACAUUUAUAUUAAAAUAGUGUACAAAAAAAACUGUCACAAUUAUUAAAGCAUUUUCUUAGGACCAACAAUUAGCUUGCAUAAAUGCAUGAUAUUAUAUCAAUAGAUUAAGUCUCAUCUGUACAUAAUUUCAUUAUUUUCUCAUAUUUUCUUUGUUUGUUUUUUUAAUUUCUUGUGAUAUAAAAAUAUCCGUCCAUUUUUAU